UACACUAUUUCAGCUUUAUGAUAUGGCACUCAACACUUCAAGAGAGCAUGUGUUUUCCUGAGAAAGAAAGGUUGAGCAAAAAUGUGUAAAGCAGCAAGGAUUAAGUGAAUUCCAGUCCCUGAAGAGAAGAAACAAAGCACUGACUAAAGCUAACGGGCAAAGGAAGCAGAGCUGACGAAAGAUUAUCUCUGCUUGUAGAUCAUAAAAGAGUUUGCAAUGGCAAUGCUCUGGAAAUUCAUGAGAGUAGCUAAGUAUUCUAAAACAGCUUUAUCACCAAAAGUAAAGGUAAGAGGAAUUCCCACCCAUUCAAGGCAUUCUUCAUCCAAGUCUGUACCUUCAGAUUUUGCUGCCAACACACCCUGCUCAAAUACUGUGGAACUGCUUGGUAAAGCUUAUCCUCAAGAUGACUACAGCAAUGUCACAGAGAAGAUUCUUUCCAAGGUGGGGAAGAACUUGCACAACAAAAAGCAUCAUCCUUUGUGGCUAAUCAAAGAGCAGGUGAAGGACCACUUUUACAAACAGUAUAUAGGACGCCGUGGGACUCCGCUCUUUUCUGUCUAUGAUGGUCUUUCUCCAGUGGUUACAGUACAGCAGAAUUUUGAUAGUUUGCUUAUCCCACAAAACCAUGUCAGCAGAAGGAAAGAGGAUAACUAUUGCUUGAAUCGUGAUCACAUGCUAAGAGCACAUACAUCAGCUCAUCAGUGGGACUUGAUACACUCAGGCCUAGAUGCCUUUCUGGCAGUGGGAGAUGUCUACCGCCGUGAUACAAUUGAUAACACCCACUACCCAGUCUUCCAUCAGAUGGAAGGAGUUCGGCUCUUCUCGUGUCAUGAGUUGUUCUCCAACAUUAAAGAUGGUGAAGGCUUACAGUUGUUUGAGCAAGGUCAUCGCACUGCACACAAGCAAGAGUGUCACACCAUGGAGGCAGUGAGGCUGGUGGAGUUCAAUCUGAAGCAAGUGCUCACAAAGCUCAUGACUCGCAUCUUUGGUGAUGGACUGCAAGUCAGAUGGGUAGACUGCUACUUCCCGUUUACUCACCCUUCCUUUGAGAUGGAGAUCAAAUUCCAAGGAGAAUGGAUGGAGGUCCUGGGCUGCGGGGUUAUGGAGCAACAGCUAGUUAACUCAGCUGGUGCUCAGGAUAAAAUUGGCUGGGCAUUUGGCUUGGGUUUGGAGAGGCUGGCCAUGAUCCUUUACGAUAUCCCUGACAUCCGACUGUUCUGGAGUGAAGAUGAACGCUUCUUGAAACAGUUUAUUGUGCCUCACAUUUGGCAAAAAAUAAAAUUCCAGCCACUCAGCAGAUAUCCACCUUUGAUCAAUGACAUCUCCUUUUGGCUGCCUUCUGAGACAUACUCUAAGAAUGAUUUCUAUGAUUUGGCUCGAACCAUCGGUGGAGACCUGAUAGAAAAGGUUGUCCUAGUGGAUGAAUUUACCCAUCCAAAGACAAAGAAGGUCAGCCAUUGCUACCGUAUUAUUUACCGCCACCCGGAGAGGACUUUAACGCAGGAUGAGGUGCAUCACAUCCAUCAGGCUAUUGAAGAAUCAGCAGUUCGAGAACUUGGGGUUGAGGGCAGGUUCUAGCAUCGCUGGUCUGAAGCCCUAAUGACAGUUGCUUUUUCCUUUUUUUUUUUCCCUCUUUUUUUUUUUCUUUUUGGGGUUGGGGGGUACAAGUAAAGAGAUGGGUUUUGUGACUGAACCUAGCACAUGGAAAAUGAUUGAUAAAUGGGCAAUGGUAAAACUACCAGAUAAUAAACAUUACUACUGAGAAAUCAUUGACAAAGCACUGGCGCUUUAUUUUAAGAAAUGGGGGAACAGCGGUAAUGUAAGAUUUCCCUCCUGUUACAAUAAGAAAUACACUGCCUGGUGGUUUUCUGUGUUG
Molecule: messenger RNA, 1876 nt
Organism: Gymnogyps californianus (California condor)
Lineage: Eukaryota; Metazoa; Chordata; Aves; Accipitriformes; Cathartidae
Gene: FARS2
Product: phenylalanyl-tRNA synthetase 2, mitochondrial
Exons: 9
Coding region: 217-1578 (453 amino acids)
Biological process (GO): phenylalanyl-tRNA aminoacylation
Cellular component (GO): mitochondrion; cytoplasm
Molecular function (GO): tRNA binding; phenylalanine-tRNA ligase activity; ATP binding
Source: RefSeq, a predicted model, not a curated record